Molecule: messenger RNA, 1789 nt
Organism: Acanthochromis polyacanthus (spiny chromis)
Lineage: Eukaryota; Metazoa; Chordata; Actinopteri; Pomacentridae
Product: G-protein coupled receptor 6
Exons: 2
Coding region: 327-1334 (335 amino acids)
Biological process (GO): G protein-coupled receptor signaling pathway
Cellular component (GO): membrane
Molecular function (GO): sphingosine-1-phosphate receptor activity
Source: RefSeq, a predicted model, not a curated record
GCUCGUCCCCCUCCAGUCCUCCUCCUCUUCCUCCUCCUCCUCCUCUUCUUCACAGUCGCCCUCCUCACCGAGCGGCACACCGGCCAAUGCUUCACUCCGCUGCUUCUCUGGGUGUCUGCCCCAUGCGUGGGAAGCACCACAAAACCAAGGGCUUCACCUGAGAGGCUCCCAGCAAACGAGGAAGGAAGAAAAAGGGGAAGAUUGCUGUUUUGAAUUCACUAUUUGAAUUCUGUCCCCCUACUUUGGACGAGGGGCUCUGAUUUCAGCGAAAAUACUCAGCUCGUAGUGUUCUGUCACGGAGGACCGAGGGACGACAGCGUGGAGCCAUGAACGAGUCGCUGGUGGUGAACGACUCCUCUGCGACUCCCAGGGCAGGAGAAGCUCUCUCCUGGAUGGAGGCUGAGGCUCUGGACCGCAACGGCAGCCUGGAGUUCUCCACCGCUCCCCGAGGCUUCCCCGUCAACCCCUGGGACAUCAUGCUCUGCAUGUCGGGCACCGUCAUCGCCUGCGAGAACGCCAUCGUGGUGGCGAUCAUCUUCUACACGCCCACUCUGAGGACUCCCAUGUUCGUGCUGAUCGGGAGCCUGGCCACGGCCGACCUGCUGGCCGGCAUGGGAUUAAUCCUGAACUUUGUGUUUCAGUACGUCAUCCCCUCUGAGACCAUCAGCCUGGUCACUGUGGGCUUUUUGGUGGCCUCCUUCACCGCGUCCAUCAGCAGCCUUUUAGCCAUCACCGUGGACCGUUACUUCUCCCUCUACAAUGCCCUGACGUACUUCUCGGAGAAGACGCUGCAGUACGUCCACCUGAUGCUGCUGGGGACGUGGGGCGUGUCCCUGUUCCUGGGGCUGCUGCCGGUGCUCGGCUGGAACUGCCUGGACGAGCCGGCCUCCUGCAGCAUCGUGCGGCCGUUGACCCGGAGCAACGUCAUGCUCCUGGCCACCUCCUUCUUCGCCAUCUUCGUGCUCAUGCUCACCCUCUACUUCAAGAUCUGCAAGAUCGUGUGCCGCCACGCCCACCAGAUCGCCCUCCAGCAGCACUUUUUCGCCACGUCGCACUACGUCGCCACCAAGAAAGGGGUUUCCACUCUGGCCAUCAUCCUGGGGACUUUCGGCGCCAGCUGGCUCCCCUUCGCCAUCUACUGCCUGGUGGGCGAGAGGGAGUACCCGUCGGUGUACACCUACGCCACGCUGCUGCCGGCCACCUACAACUCCAUGAUCAACCCCAUCAUCUACGCCUACAGGAACGCAGAGAUCCAGCGCUCCAUCUACAUGCUUCUCUGUGGCUGCUUUCAGGCCAACGGGGCUUACCGGUCCAGGUCACCAAGCGAGGUCUAAGUUUCAAAAUAAAGGUGCUAGAGCUCUUUGUGUGCGUGUCCGUGAGAAAAGCCAGAGCAAAAAGACAAACCGCCCCAUCGACAAUCUGCUUUACGGCUGACAUUGAAUGCUUUGGAGACACCAGAAGGACGAGCGUGAGGCUGGAGCUGUGUCUCUCAUCCACACUGUAUCUGCACUUUACUGUCUCGAGGAGAAACGCUGUGAACAAGAAAACUUUGGUGAAAAAGACAAAAACAAAAAAACCUGUGAAUGUACUUUAAAAAAAAAAAAGAUGGAAUGGAAAAUCUUGCACUUUAUUCUAUGUUUUUUCAGAUGCCAAAGCAGUAUUGUGAAGCUCUCGGUGUGUUUAAACGUUUGAGCUCGUGAGUGCCGUGUGCCAUUUUUAUUUUCUAUUUUGUAUUGUUCUGUCUUUGAUGUCCAUUUUUGUACGAGAGGAAUAAAGAGUUGAAACCGUG